This is a messenger RNA of Tachyglossus aculeatus (Australian echidna), 4882 nucleotides long. RefSeq names its product inter-alpha-trypsin inhibitor heavy chain 5 (gene ITIH5). The record is from RefSeq and is a predicted model, not a curated record. Gene Ontology annotation, molecular function: serine-type endopeptidase inhibitor activity. Lineage: Eukaryota; Metazoa; Chordata; Mammalia; Monotremata; Tachyglossidae. Gene Ontology annotation, biological process: hyaluronan metabolic process. Bases 102 to 2777 code for a protein of 891 amino acids. The transcript is spliced from 15 exons.
GGCUGGACCAGGCCGAGGCCUGGGGGACCCCCUCCGACCAAGUUGAGCAAAGAAUCCCAAGGCAAGCCAGGAUUCAGCAGAGAUUGAAGACCAAGCCCCUGAUGACAGAUCUGGUUGUGAAAUCUACCAUCAUCUCUCGUUAUGCCUUCACCGCCGUCUCCUGCACCAUGCUGAACCGGGCCUCAGAGGACAAGGAAGUAGAAUUUCAGAUGCAGAUUCCGGCAGCGGCCUUCAUUACCAACUUCACCACCAUCAUUGGCGACAGGGUGUAUCAGGGGAAAGUUGUAGAAAAAGAAAAGAAGUCCGGCAACAGGGAGAAAGAGAGGAGCAAUAAAACUUCUACUUCUGACGGUGGUGGGGAGAGAGGUGUUGAGACUUUCCGAGCCUCUGGAAUGAUUCCUGGGAAGAACAAAGCUGUCUUCCUCCUCCAUUAUGAAGAGCUCUUGCAGAGACGCCUGGGGAAGUACGAGCAUGCUGUCAGUGUCCGGCCUCAGCAGCUGGUUGGGAGGCUGCGGGUCGAGGUGAAUGUUCUGGAGAAGGCCGGGCUCCGGUCUCUGGAGGUGCCGCCCCUCCACAAUGGCCGCAAGAAGAGUAACGAGAAAGAGGGUGAUGACAUGGUCCCACCUCCUUCUACUGUUAUCAACCGAAAUGAAACUUUUGCCAGAAUCACUUUCAAUCCCAGUGUGGUCCAGCAAACUAAGAUUUCUCAGAAUGGCAUUCUGGGAGAUUUCAUCAUCCGAUACGAUGUCAACAGGGAGCAGAGUAUUGGAGACAUUCAGGUCCUGAAUGGCUACUUCGUCCACUACUUUGCCCCCAAGGACCUCCCUCCCCUGCCUAAGAACGUGGUAUUUGUGCUGGACAGCAGUGCCUCCAUGGUGGGAGCCAAACUCAAGCAGACCAAAGAAGCCCUCUUCACCAUCCUCCAUGACCUGCGGCCUGAGGACAACUUCAACAUCGUUGGGUUUUCCAGCCGAAUCAAAGUGUGGAAGGACCGACUGGUGCCCGUCACACGCAACAGCAUCAGGGAUGGCAAAGUCUACAUCCACCAUAUGUCCCCCAGUGGAGGCACCAACAUCAACGGGGCCCUCCAGACAGGAAUCCGAUUGCUCAAUGACUUCGUGGCCCACAAUGACAUCGACGCCCGGAGCGUGUCCCUGAUUGUCUUUCUGACAGACGGGAGGCCCACCGUGGGGGAGAUCCAGACCCCCAAGAUCCUCAAUAACACCAAGGAGGCCACCCGGGACCGAGUGUGCCUCUUCACCAUCGGCAUCGGUGACGAUGUGGACUUCAAGCUGCUGGAAAAGCUAUCCCUGGAGAACUGUGGCAUGACCAGGAGGGUUCAGGUGGAGGCCGACGCAGCAGCCCAGCUGAAAGGGUUCUACGAUGAGAUUGGGACCCCAUUGCUGUCAGAUAUCCGGGUGGAUUAUCCCGCCAGCUCAGUGGAACAUGUCACCAAGAAGCUGUUCCCCAACUACUUCAAUGGGUCAGAAAUCGUAAUUGCCGGGAAGCUGGUCGACCCCACCCUGAACACCUUGCAUGUGGAGGUCACAGCCAGCAACAGCAAGAAGUUCGUCGUGCUGACGACGGAUGUGGCUGUGGGGGCCCCGAGGGGGAAUGAGGUUUCUGGGGCGGCGCCCCGCGCCGAGGCCGAGGGUGGCGAGGACCCGAACUACGUCGAGAGGCUCUGGAGUUACCUCACCAUCAAGGAGCUGCUGACGGCCUGGCUGAAGAGCGACAACGAGCAGGAGAGGGCCGAUUUGAUGGAGCGGGCCCGGGCCCUCGCAGUGACUUACCAUUUCCUCACCCCGGUCACCACCAUGAAAGUCAGGGAGACGCCGGCUCAGGCUGGGAAGCCUAAGGAGGCUGGCGGUGGUGGCGAUGCCGCGGCGACGGGCCCCGGAGAUGUGAUGCAGAGCUUACACGGGCAGGACGUGCGACCGGGCCCUGUCCUCAAGGAAAAAGGAGGCCCAAGGAUUCACAUUUCCAAAACUUCAGCGGACGGAGACCCUCAUUUUGUAGUGGAUUUCCCCCUGAGCAAGCUGACGGUCUGCUUUAACAUCGACGGGCAGCCGGGAGACAUCCUUAGGCUCGUCUCCGACCACCUGGGCUCCGGUGUGACCGUGAACGGGGAGCUGAUCGGAGCCCCAGCCCCUCCGGGGGGCCACAAGAAGCAGCGCACCUAUUUCAGCACCAUCACCAUCCUCAUCAACAGACCGCGGAGGUGGUACCUGGAAGUCACCCCCAGCAGGGUCGUCUUGGACGGCGGGGACCGGCUGGUCCUCCUUUGUAACCAGAGCGUGGCCGUGGGCGGCUGGGGGCUGGCGGUGUCUGUCUCUGCCAACGCCAACGUCACGGUGACCAUCCAAGACACCAUCACCUUCGUCAUCCUCCUCCACCAUUACAAGAACCCUGCCCCCUACCAAAGGAACCACCUCGGCUUCUACAUCUCUGACAGCCACGGGCUCUCGGCCGGCUGCCACGGGCUUCUAGGUCAGUUCCUGAACCAAGAUGCGAAACUUAUCCAGGCACAGCCCCCCGACCCCGCCAGCCCGCAGGGUGGCCCAGGCUCCGAGCCCAUCCUCCAGGUGAACGGCCACAGGGUCCCAGUGGUGUGGAAGCAGAGGAAGAUCUACAACGGAGAGGAACAGGUCGACUGCUGGUUUGCCAAGAACAAUGCGGCCAAGCUGAUUGAUGGGGAGUAUAAGGACUACCUGGCAGUCCAGCCCUUCGACACCAAGACCAGCUUUGGGGAUGGGGCAGCCGACAACAACCUUUGAGAUGUGCAGCCUGGGGGGAAAACAGUGGCGGCUCCCCGAUCCGGUCCUGGCACCCAAUUCCUGAUCUGCCCAGGCCCUCUGGGGGCUAGAGGAUGGAAGACUGGUGGUGUUCCAUCCAGAGGAACUGGCUCCUGCUGUAGUACCUCGUUAUAAACAAAUUACUCUGUUUCCACUGAAAAAAUCAUUUAAGAGAAUGGAUCUGGCCUAAGGAGGGAUGCCCAUCCUAGCCUCCACCCACCUCAAAGCUGCUCAAAUGGGCUGGGCUAUUCCCCAUUUGUCCCCCAAGAAGGCCCACGUGCAGAUCCACAGUAGAAUGGGCAAAACCUGCUGCCUCUAGAUUGAGGCUUGUGCAAAACCCUGGGCCACUGUCAGUCGGUCAUAUUUAUUGAGUGCUUACUAUGUACAGAGCAUUGUACUAAGCGCUAGGGAGAAUACACUAUAACAAGCUCCCACCCCGAGGGCCACUGCGGAGGGCUGUAAAUUGCUCUGAAGUGGGGGAAUCGCCUUCUAGCAGCAGGUGGCCAAAGGGUUAACCUGCACACUUCCAGCAGAGAGCCAAAGAACCAGAAAGCGCUUUCACAACCCAGGAUCACUUCCAACAUCUCCUCACCACGCCUUACUGAGGGGUCAGAGGGAGGUUGUGUCCGAGCAUUUCAGACCCUCUCUCCCGGCUCCCAGCUCUAAGCAGGGACUGGUGAAAGCCCAGCGCCCCAUCUAAGGGAGCAAGAUACAGUAGUCUCACGCAAAGGGGGAGGGCCAAUCCUCCACCUUCCUCUUUCCCCAAACAUUUGCCAACUUCCUCUCAACCCUGUACCUCCUCCCUCUCCUGCAUGGCUGGCUGACUGACAGCACCCUAGGGAAGCGGAUGGCUUAGGGCAUUUAGAGUGGGCCAGAACCAAGCAGCAGGGAGCAGGCUGGACUCUGUCCAAACAGAUUUCACUGUGCGUGCCUCCCUUGAUAGAGAAACACAGAGAGAGAGAGAGAUUCCUCCCCCUACCAAGAGCCCUGCCAAAGUGACCCUUCCUUUAGGUGGGAAAACACUCUGCACUGAGGGCAGAGGGAGCAGGAGCAAGUGGGUUAAAGGCCCUUCCCUGAGGGAGCAGCUGAGCCCUGCAGGCUCAGGCCUCUCUGUCUCUCACGCUCCUGGCAAGGCUGGCUGGGACCAGUUUCUCACUCCACCUAGCUCCCCGGCUCAAGCCCCGCUGGCUCCCAGACAGGCGGGACUACAUGGCAGAACUUCAAUAACUUGCAAGUGGGGGCCUGGGAAGUAAUAUGGACUUCAGCUGAACUGGGCUUGGACUAGCUGAUGUUUUUAGGAGAGAGGCCCAGGACCUCUGGUUGGCUGAGGAACAGUAGUUUUUGGAACUUUGCACUACUGAAUAAACUGAUAUUGGACUUUAGGGGACUGUACCCCAGGUUUAGGCUCUUGGGCUUUGUAAGCCAAGCUAGGCCUGGGAUAGAGUAGAACACACCAAAGCGAUCUCAGAGAACACUGGCACCUGUGGAUCCUGGUAGCAGCAAGGCUAGAACCCUUCUCCCUCUCCCCUCAAAGUCUAUACACCCAGACUUCCUAUCCCAUCCAGAACGUUUCAGCUUCUACUGGGACUUCAGAAUUCCUCCUGGCAUGCUAAUCCCUUUUAGUUCCUUCCCACUCCUGGCAGAGGGCACUAGGCAGCUUGUGUCUUCAGCAGCCAUAGCAGUUCAGAUUCAAAGUGGUCAGACAUUGGGGAAAUGCCCCCCUGCCCUAUCACAUUCCUUAGGGACAGGCUGGGUGCCAUCGUGGGUGAGCAGACUGGUCCCAGAGUUGUCCUCAGGGAAACUUUUGGAGCAGGGGCAACGGGGCCAACUGCCCAAAUUUAGCCAACUAUCCCAGUCUCAGCAGCUCAGGUCCUCCUGAAUCCAUCUCUUCCUCCUCCAGGGCCACACCCCAUUUGGCAGCAGGCACUGAUCCUGUUUAGGUAACGGCGGAUGCUGUUAAAGCCCUGAACCUCCAGCCCUCAUCGAAAGGCAGGAAAAAAACAAAUAAAAAACAUUGGAAGACUCACCAGGACAGGGGCCACUCCAUUCUCUGCAUAAGAGCCCCAUCCCAAUAAACAUACUUUACA